This is a messenger RNA of Labrus bergylta (ballan wrasse), 975 nucleotides long. The record is from RefSeq and is a predicted model, not a curated record. Lineage: Eukaryota; Metazoa; Chordata; Actinopteri; Labriformes; Labridae.
ACUACAGGUGAAUGAGAUCCCCAAAUCAGGUCUCCCAUAAAGGGAAGGAGAGUUCUUUGCUCUCCGAAGGACAAGACCUGUUCCACCUUUGCUGAGUGCGUCCACAUGGACAAAUGACCACACGUGGUAGCUGAUCCGGUGGAGAGCCCGGAACAAUAAUCUGUUCACCGGACAGCGGAACGCUGCCCUUAAGGGUUUCGAAGCAUGUGCUAAAGAGAUGGGGGUGGAGGGGAUAGUCCCCAUCCUUGCCCUCAAGAAGAGGUGGGAGAAUUUGAAGCAGAAGUAUAAAGAGCUGAAAACCCCUAAAACAGAAGGAGGGGAGAUGACAGCUGCUUCCUGUUUUAUGGAUGAGGUGCUUGGGGCCAGCCAUAUCAUCACCCCGCUGGCCCUGGCAUCUUCAUCCUCCCAGGGAGCAGCUGUCAUGUCCUUUCCCUCACAAGAGCAAGUGGCUGCCUCUGUCUCCACCUCAUCCUCCACUACUUCCUCCGACUCUGCCUCCACUACUUCCUCCACCUCCUCUCCUGCCACUGGCUCUGCUCCCAGACCCAGCACCUCCUCUCUUUCCUCCUUCUCCCACUCCUCCACCUCCACUCCACUCCACCUGCCAAAAGACGGAGAAGGCCACCACCGUGGAUGAGACUGUUCGAGCAGAUGGAGAGAAGGGACGAGGCAAAGGAGAGAGAGGAGAGGCUGAUGAAUGAGAUGAGGGCAAGGGAGGAGUGAUUAGAGAGGGAGAGGAGAGAGGAGCAAGCGAGGAGGGAUAGGGAGACCAGGGAGAGGGAUGAGCGGUUUGCUCGGGAGGCGGCUGCCUGGGAAGAGCGCUUCUUAAAUAUUUUAUCACGAUUUUUGAAAUAAUGUUUAUGUUGGCAAGUUUGUUUGUUAUUUGUGCAUUUAAAGCCACUUUGUGUUAUUUGUUCAUCCAGUGAAACUGAAGAAUUUAUUUUGUCAUUUGUUAAAUAAAUAAUUUAUUUUGUA